Molecule: messenger RNA, 2253 nt
Organism: Exophiala aquamarina CBS 119918
Lineage: Eukaryota; Fungi; Ascomycota; Eurotiomycetes; Chaetothyriales; Herpotrichiellaceae
Exons: 1
Coding region: 1-2253 (750 amino acids)
Cellular component (GO): nucleus
Molecular function (GO): protein binding
Source: RefSeq, a predicted model, not a curated record
AUGGAAAGAACACCCUUUACAGACGACGCUGCCGCUGCUUCGAAUGGAAGCGAGAACGGCCGGGCCGUAAUUCUCCCGCCAUAUCUUCAGCACGCGCUCUCUGCAGCCCUACCUGGUCUGUCGGGGCCAGAGCUUGUGGACUUCGCGCACACGCCACAGGAAUACCUCGAGCCAAGCCAGAUCCGGACCCUGCACGACCGGAACCCAAAGCUGCAGUAUGCUUACCUCCUGCUUGCUCGGCAUGUGUAUACGGAGACUUUGAAGGAAUUUGGUGCGAGACAUGCACGAAGCGGCGAUGCGGAACCUGUGGAGGUGAGGUUUGAGGAGGCGGGAGAUGGAGUGGGUAAGGAUGAAGACGAACACGAACACGAACACGAAGACGACGACGAAAACGCCAAGUUCGAGGGUACUUCACCGGAAUUGGUCCUGGAGAGGGCCGAGAUCUACGAGGCGCUGGGCUACGCUGACCUGGCACUUGCGGACGCUUAUGCUGCGUAUACUCUGCUCCUUGUGGCGCUAGGUGGCCAUUUUGACAGUGACCUGGUGCCUGCGGGAAGGUAUGGCGAGAUGUGGGUGCCCAGUGGAAAGGAUGGGGAUGAUAAUGAGGCAGAAGAAGAGGGAGAAAAUCACGACGAAGGUCGUCAACAGGAGCAGCAGCGACGUCGUCGUCGUCGGGAGAGUGGCGUUGAUCUUGGGCAAUGGGGGAAGAGAAUCAAAGCUUCUGUCUGCCGUGCUCUGAUGAUUCUAUGCCGAUCCGCGCUGCUCCUCGGCUGUGAGAGCCAGGCAAAGACGUGGUUCAACGAGCUUGUCCGUCGUAGCUCCGAAUUGCCUUAUGACAAAGGCGUCUGGGCAAAAGAGUUUGAUGAGGAGGUUGAGCCGGAGCAGCUAGUGCAGCGGAUCGUGCAGAAGAAGCUGGUGAAUGAGUUGUGGUGUAUAUUCCCGGUCGACACGGAGGGCCUGAGGGAUCGAGUGGAGAAACUAGGCCUAAGUGACUCCGAUAACAGCACGUCUACGAAUCUACCAUUAUUUGGGUGGAGUAUGAGGGAGGUAUAUCCCUGGAGCGAGCUUGAGCCAGAGAGAAUGAGUAAGGAGGCCCUGGAGGACAUCAACGCCCACUUGGCAAAAGCCGCGCCGGAUUUGGAGGUCAAGAUCUCUCACUUACCAGCUCUUGGUGCAGCAGGAGGUGCGACCGAUGCCGCAGACCAAGAGAACUGGGCGCAACUUGGUCUAUAUGCAAAGGAAGACCUUGCCCCUGGGUCUACCAUACUUGAAGAACGAUCAAUGCUUACUGGAAUACGGCCCCAUGGAGAAGCACUCUGUGAUGCAUGUGCUGCAGACAUGGAGGCGGUACCAGCUAGCAACAGACGGUACUGCGAAGGGUGUAACAUUCUUUUUUGCUCGGAAGAAUGUUACUCUGCAGCAACGAAAAGCUAUCAUGCACCAAAUGCGCAGAAUGACGAAACCGGCGAGGGAUACCCUCCACCCGAAUCACCUUUCUGUCCAGGCGAGGUCGGGUUCGAUGAUAUUCAUACUUUAGGGCGGGCGGAAAGUUCUACGACACCGGAGUAUGACCUGUAUUUCCUGUUGUUGUCGAGAACACUACAGGUGGCAGAGACACGGCAAAUCCAUCCGCUGGAUCUCUUCGAGAUCAAGUACUUGUGGGGAGAUUUUUCGCAGACGCGCAACGUGGGCGAUUUGGCUAGCGGGAGGCAAGCGAAGACCACUCGUACACUACCGUUCAGCGUGCGGCAUCAUGUCGAACUGCCCCUUCAAUGGUUCGAGAUCCUCAUGCACUCACGCCGAGAGUGUCGCCCUUACAGUGCCGCUUGGCUGCAGAAGUACGACUGGUGGAUCGUGCAGACGCUGUUCGCCAAGUUCCGCGGGGUCGCAGAUGCCCAGCAAUCUACCUGGACGGGAAUGCCUGAAGUGGCUGCUGUACAUCCGCUGUGGUGUCUGGCCAACCAUAGCUGCAACCCGAACGUCACCUGGAAGCCUUCCGGUGUCAGGAAUCUGACGGUGGUGAAGGGGCAGGUUUGGAGUGCCGAGAGGGGAUAUGCUGAAGACGUAGCGGAGGGUGCAUGGGAUGGAAUAAAAAAGGGAGAAGAGAUCUGGAACCAUUACACGGAUAUCCAUGAGAAGGACUGCAAAGAGAGAAGGGGUCGGUUGCAAGCUGUGCUUGGAGGUGAAUGUCGCUGUGAGCGGUGUAUAGCUGAAGCUGGGCAAGACAGCCUUGUCGAUAGAGAAACAAGAUGA